GGUCCAUGGGAUGUGGAGCAGGCUCGCUCAACAAAACCUGAUAGUUUAAGAGCUUUAUUUGGUACAGACGGUUGGCGAAAUGCUGUUGAUGGUAGUGAUAGUUUAGAUUCAGCACAACGUGAUAUUACUCUACUAUUUCCAAAUCUUAUACAAAAACCAAAAUCUCCAAUUAUAAAACCGAUGGAAAGAACUGUAGUGAUCAUUAGACCAAAAGCGUUAACCGUACAUAAAGAUGCAAUUAUAAAACGCAUCCAAGAAUCUGGAUUUGAAAUUAUAAAACAAGCAGAAAUUCAACUUACACCACAGCAAGCAGAAGAAUUUUAUAGUUCACAUCGACAGAAACCUUAUUUUCAAGAUUUAGUACAAGAAAUGUCCAGCGGACCUCUGCUUGCAUUGUACUUGUCGAAAAAAGAUGCCGUAAAAGGAUUGAGAACGUUGCUUGGACCGACUGAAAAAGAUAAAAUUAAAGAAGCAGUCGGAACAUUACGACACGAAUUUGAUAUAGUUGAUUGUAAAGUCAAUUCUUUACAUGGUCCACGAAGAAAAAGUGAAGCACAAAGACAUUUACAAUACUUUUUUCCUGAAGAUCGAGUAUUGGCCAUAAUUAAACCAAAUCUUUCGGAACAACAAAUAGCUGAAAUCGAAGAACAA
Messenger RNA from Didymodactylos carnosus, 651 nucleotides. NCBI's taxonomy places the organism in Eukaryota, Metazoa, Rotifera, Eurotatoria, Philodinida, Philodinidae. The record is from the annotation of a GenBank genome assembly.